Molecule: messenger RNA, 1257 nt
Organism: Talaromyces atroroseus
Lineage: Eukaryota; Fungi; Ascomycota; Eurotiomycetes; Eurotiales; Trichocomaceae
Exons: 4
Coding region: 1-1257 (418 amino acids)
Molecular function (GO): flavin adenine dinucleotide binding; NADP binding
Source: RefSeq, a predicted model, not a curated record
AUGGCCGACCAAUCUAUUCAUCGUGUAGCUGUCAUUGGAGCAGGCAUAUCCGGAGUAGUCACUGCCGCGCACCUCAAAUCCGAAGGACUGGACGUGACGGUGUUCGAAAGAGCGCCAGUCAGUGGAGGCGUGUGUCUGAAGAACAAUGUUCCAACAGAUCUGCUAGAAUUGAGUCUUAAUACUUGGAAACCAAACACGGAGUCCUUUGCGAAUCAUCGUGUCCUCGCGGAAUAUAUUCAAGACACAGCUUCCAAGACUGGUAUAGCCGGUCAGACGCUUUUCAACACCAAGGUUGAACGUGUGAACAAGCAAGAUGGGAAGUGGAGGGUUGAGACGCGUACCUGGGAUCACGACACACAGGAGACAGCUGCACAACACUGGGUAUUUGAAGCUGUUGUUGUAGCUUCAGGUCAUUAUCAUGCUCCGAAGACGCCUAGUAUCCCUGGAUUGGCUGAAUGGAAAACCGCAUGGCCGUCAAGAACCGUACUACUCAUUGGGGGUAGCGCCUCUUCCUUGGAUAUCGCCAAAGAACUCAGUCUUGUUACCAAAAAAGUGUGGCAAUCGACAAGAGGUGGUGCGUUUGACCAUCCAGAAUCCUCGCUGCCCGAGAAUGCCACAAGAGUAGGGCAAGUAGCUCAGUUUGGCCCUUUACAAACCGAUCCUCCUUCUGAGUCCAGUGCAAUUCCGGGAACAGUGACGCUGGCCAAUGGCCAGGUUUUGGAAAACAUUGACCGCGUAAUUGUUGCAACUGGAUAUCAAUUUAGCCUUCCCUUCCUGUCGGAGUAUCAUCGCGACGACCAGGCGCCGGAGCAAGCAGACGACCUUGUCCUCGUCACGGAUGGUUUACAGCUGCACAACCUGCACAAAGACAUAUUUUAUAUUCCAGACCCGACGCUUACGUUUGUGGGUGUGCCGUUCUACACUGCGACAUUCUCGCUCUUUGAGUUCCAGGCCAUCGCCGUCGCUGCUUUCUUAUCAGACAACGCAAAGCUCCCGGCUGAUUCUGUUAUGCGAGCUGAGUAUCUCCACAGAGUCAAAGAGAAAGGUUAUGGAAAGAAGUUUCAUAGCUUGUGGGGGAAAGACAUUGAAUACGCUGCCGAGCUGAUGCGAUGGGUUAACGAAGGGAGAGCACCAUCGGACAAGAAGCCUGACGGCUAUUCACGAGAGUGGAUUGAGACCAAAGAGAGAUUGAUGAAGCUGACACAUCCGAAAAAUGUCCUGAAUAGCGGAUUCGAAAAUCCAGAAGCUGCUUCCUAA